CUUAUUUGAAAUGCAUUUAAAACAAAAAGGACACUUAUUCAUCGUCCUUCUCAUUUACACCAUCACAACAAUAACUUUACCUGUUCAUUCAUCCUCAAACUCUGCUUUUCACGAUGAAAGAAGAAGCGUUUUAACGACUAUAGGCCUCAGAGAGCGGAUUAAACUCGACUCAAAACGGGAAAAAGAGUCGAGAAUACUCCCUUUUCUAAACUCCGAAAUCCAAAACAAGACUGGAUUCAAACUAGAAACAAACAUGGCGUCUUCUUUGAUUGGAAACAUCUUCAAAGACCGCAACAAACCGAAGCGAAGCGACCCUCCGAAUAAAGAAUGUAACGAAGGGAAAAUCGAGCUUUUCACUCCGGGAAAGUUUUAUAUUCCUGGACUACUUGAAACAAACCCGGUGGUGGUUUACCAGGCAGAUUCUGUUUCAGUUCAUGCUGAGGGCAGGUCAGAGGUCAGCGAGGAGGUCAGAGGUCAGAGGCUCAGUGCUUCAAAGGAGAGCUGGCAGAACCUGAAGCCAGUCGUGGAUUGUGGAAACGACGCCAUGACCCUCACAGUGAGGAGGAGACGAGCCGUACAACUGCAGCUGAGCCGGGGGAAUGAGUCGUCGGUGCCUCUGAGUCAGCCUCCUCCUCAGUGUGGAUACUCUGUGCAGAACACAUGGAGAGACCUCAGCGUGAUCGCUCGCUACGACGCCUGCCACGUCAAACAGGAGGAGGAGGGUUUUGUGUUACCCCUGCUGUGGAGGGGGACUCCAGUGAAGAUGUCCUGCCCGACCCCUCAGAUCCAGCCUCGGGCCUCGGGACCCUCGUCUCUCUGUUGCUCUCUGCAUGGGAUGACCCUCACUGUGCAGGGACCCCAUGCUGCUGAGGAAAUCAGGGUGAACGUCAGAGGAAAAUGGAUGCCCCUGUUGGUGUUAGAGGAGUGGUGUGGAUACACAGUGGAGAGACGAGACGCUGAGAUUAUAAUCGCUGCUCCAUUUAUUACCUGUGGCAUCACAGACGAGGAUGGAAAACACACUCUGUCUCUUCAGAUAGAAGAAAACACCUUCACAGUGGCCUGUCCUGUGUCUCCCCCUGAAGAACUCGGACCUUCCCAUCAUCCUCCUCAUCUUCAAACGGGGAACAUUCCUGAAUCCCUGGAGUCUUUUCUAUGGGCCCCACCUUUCUACUUGGCCCCUCUUAACUACCCCCACCCUACAUACCACCACAAGUACCCUCCUCUUCAUGAAUCAUCUUCCACUGCUGGGCUUUCAUUAGCUCCUGUUGAUUCGCCUCCAGACGACCCCCACCAGAUUCCUGCACAUUUCAAUAUCCCCACUCCUCAGUCAUCUCCAGAAAAUGUAGAAAAUUCACAUCCAGUGUAUCCAGAUCCGCAAGAAACUCAUGUGAUGGGCGUCUCGAUGAAGCUGCGUGCUGCUCCUUCCCCAGUAACCGUUCAAGAUGAAGCACCUUCUCUGCAGCCUUCGAGCCACGGCUUAAAUUCAUACUAUCACUACUACCACCACCCUAAAAUACCUCUUCCUGACACGACUCAAAACCCCGAUCCAGGUCCUGAGGAGCCUGGAAAACAAUCUUUUACCAAUCCUCCUCAAAACCCGGGAUUCCUAGAGAACUCCCACUUUCUUCAGCCAGUGAUGGAGGUUGCUUCUCCGCCAAUUUCCACCCUUCCAGCAUCUGCACCUCAUCCUCCACAUCCUUAUCCAUUCCCGUACUAUUACUUCCCACAUAUCGCUAGAGGCGAGGACCAAAGAUUGCCGCCUCUCGAUCCCGAAAUGACUCCAAAUUUGUCCAAAGAUCAGAAGUCGGACACCUCCGUUCAUCCUCGCUCGUCACAAGUCCACGACGAACACAACCCCUUCAAUCCAUACUUUCACUACUACCACCCUAAAAUCCCUCAACCUGGUCUACCCCAAGACCCUGAUUCAGGCUCUGAAGCACCUGGAGAACAAUCUUUAACUCAUUUUACUCAAAACCCUGGGUUCCAAGAGAAAUCUCACCAGUUCCUUCAGCCUGGACCUGAGAUGGCCUCUUUGACUUCUAGUCUUCCAGACAGUCCUCCAAAAACAUCUGCACCAGAUGCACCUCAUCCUCCACAUCCCUAUCCUUUCCAUUACUUCGCACAUAUUGGUCCAGAAGAGGCCCAAAGGUUGCUUUCUUUAGAUCCCGAAACGACUCUAAAUUUGUCAGAAGAUCAGAAUUCAAAAUCAGUUCAUCCUCGCUCAUCUGAUGCUGAGGCAACUUCUUUAACUUCUAGUCCUCCAGGAAGUCCUCUAAAAACGAAUUCACCUGAAGCACCUUAUCCUCCACAUCCGUAUCCAUUCCCGUACUAUUACUUCCCACAUAUGGCUCCGGGCGAGGACAAAGGAUUGCCUCCUCCAAAUUUGUUGGAAGAUCAAAAGUCGGACACCUCCAUUCAUCCUCGUUCAUCACAAGUUCUCGACGAACACAACCCCUUCAAUCCAUACUAUCACUACUACCACCCUAAAAUCCCUCAACCUGGUCUACCCCAAGACCCUGAUUCAGGCCCUGAAGCACGUGGAGAACGAUCUUUAACUCAUUUUACUCAAAACCCUGGGUUCCAAGAGAAAUCUCACCAGUUCCUUCAGCCUGGACCUGAGGCGGCCUCUUUGACUUCUAGUCUUCCAGAGAGUCCUCCAAAUAUAUCUGCACAAGAUGCACCUCAUCCUCCACAUCCCUAUCCAUUCCUGUACUAUUACUUCCCACAUAUUGUUCAGGAAGAGGCCCAAAGGUUGCCUCCUCUCAAUCCCGAAAUGACUCCAAAUUUGUCAGAAGAUCAAAAGUCGGACACCUCAGUUCAUCCUCGAUCGUCACAAGUCCACAACGAACCCAACUCCUUCAAUCCAUACUAUCACUACUACCAGCAGCCUGAAAUUCUUCUACGUGCUUCACAUCAAGACCCUAAACCUGGUCCUGAAGAACCAGCUUUAAGUAAUCCUCUUAACCCAGAAUUCCCAACGCAACAGUCAGAGGUUCUCCAUGGAGUGAUUUCACACCAGUUUCCUCAGCCUGUGACAGAGACUGCUUUUCUUAUUUCUAGUCUUCCAGAAAAUCCUCCAAAAACUUCUGCAACUGAUGCACCCCCUCCUCCAUAUCCAUUUCCAUACUAUUAUUUCCUGCAUAUCGCUAGAGAUGAUGUUAAAAGAUCGGUUCCUCUCGAUCCAGAAACGGGACCGGACACCUCCGUUCAUCCUCGAUCGUCACAACCCAACACCUUUAAUCCAUACUGUCACUACCACCUUAAAAUCCCUCUUCCUGGCAAACCUCAAGACACCGAUCCAGGUCCUGAAGAGCCUGGAGAACUCUCUUUAACUAAUCUUCCUCAAAACCGUGAAUUCCUAGAGAACUCACACCAACUUCUUCAGUCUGGACCAGAGGCGGAAACUUUUACUUCUAGCCCUCCAGAAAGUCCUCCAAAAGCUUCUGCAUCUGAUGCACCUUAUCCUCCACAUCCUUAUCCAUUCCCGUACUAUUACUUUCCACAUAUUGCUCGGGGCGAUGUUCAAAGAUUGCCGCCUCUAAGUCUGGAAGCGAAUCCAGAUUUGUCCGAAGAUCAAAAGUCUGACGCCUCUGUUCAUCCUCGCUCGUCACAAGUCCAUGAUGAACACGACUCCUUCUAUCCAUACUAUCAAUACUACUACCAACACCUUAAAAUCCCUCAAACUGGUCCAACUCAAGACCCCGAUUCUCAAGAAUGGUCUCCAACUAAUCCUCUAAGCUAUGAAUUCCCAGAGAACUCUGAUGUUGCUUCAAGCCCUUCAGAAAGUCCUCUGAAAUCUGCACCUGAGGCACCUCUUCCUCCAUACCCCUAUCCAUACCCGCACUAUUACUUCCCUCACAUUGCUUGGGGAGAGCCUGAAGCGUUCGUAGACCCUCAGGAGAUGCAUCCUGCGGGCAAUAUGAACUUUGAAAAAGCUUCAGAAUCUCAGCUUCCCUCUGACCUCAGUGGGUUGGAUCAUGCCGCUGAAGCAGGAUUUCCCAGCAUGCCUCAGCAGCUUCGUAGCCUCAAUCCAUAUUAUGUCACUCAUCAACAGCAAGUUGAUGCGUUUGGGCUUCCUGAUGGAGAGGAAGUGGGGAAGAGGAUGGAUGGUGAAAUGAAAGACUGCACAUCGGGGCAGCAUUUGAUCUUCGUGGUGCCGGACUCUGUGUUGGACCACAGAUCUGAGAUCUCUCCUGCCAGGUUGAUGGUGCAGUGUAGUUCCUCUCCGGGCUCUCCAGGUGAAGAGAGGCUCCACGUGAUGAAUCCUCCUCUUCCUCCUGUUCAGUCUCCAGUCUCCACCGUCACUGUGCAGCUGAGAAUCGCCACAGACGAGUCGUUCAGCAGCUUCCACCCUGAGGCUCACCUUCCUCUCAGCGUGAUUGGAGGAGGAUCUGUUUACCUGCAGCUGAGCCUUCAGGACCCCCCCGCCCCCCACCUGCUGCUGCUGCUGCUGGUUCACUCCUGCCUGGCGUUCACACACGCACCGUACAGCAGCUGGAGGUUCGUCUACGAUGGUUGUCGUGGUGAUUCCCAGCUGCUCCCUCCCUCUCGCUCCGACCCCCCCCCCACCCAGAGGAUCCUGAUCCCUGCCCUCCAGUCUCUGCCCUCUGAAAGCCCCCCCCCCCUGACUGAAGGAGGGUCCUCUCACCUGCAGGACCCCGAGAUCUCCUUCAUGUGUUUGACAGAGGUGUGCUAUGCUGCAGAUGUUAACUGCACCAUAAGCUGCGUCCACAGUCCUGACAGUGACAUGUGAGAAAUGAAAUAAACACUUUUACACACCUGCAUUCUGGUUUUGUUUCAUGGAAAUAACAGAAACACAAGUCUUGGUGAAGAAAAGGGGAAAAGCCCAGUAUGGAAUAUUUAUUAGAAAACAUAUAGUGCAAAAAACUACUGUGCAAAGAGAAGGACAAGCAAUACUAAACAAGACACGUGAUGCAUUUGAUCACAAAAAUGUUUGCAGGCACUUGAAGGAAUACAAAAUGUGAAUAUAAUUGUCAUUAAUGAAAUGGUGUUUCCCUUUGAACCAAAGCAGUGUUUACAGGAAGGCAGCAUAUACACUUAGUUUAUACAGUAAGAUUAACAGCCUCUUACAGUACCUGACGACUGAUGUCACACUCAAAAAGGUCCUUUACUUUAUUCAAGUUGAAUCCUGUGGUCCUCCUGAUGCACAAUCACGUAAAAAAGAAAUGUUAUGGAAUGCAAAACUAUUGAAAAAUCAAAACAAUUCCCACUUUAAGGUGUCGACAGGGACAUAUACGACCCGACCUUACGUAAACAUUUCAUAUUAUCUAAAUGGAAUUUACAGAACAUGCUCCCUUUCUCAUUUAUGCAUACAAUAUUCAUUAAAAACAAUAUUUCCAGUGGCUCAGUGAGUAAUUACCUCUUCCACAAAAACGUUAAAAGCAUUGGAGGAAAAAAACAUGGAUACAAAAAAAAAGUGUAACAGGUAUGGAAUCUAUCUCCUCCUACAGUAUCCCAUACUCUUCCUCACAGUUUGUUAUUAAACGGAUGUGUCACAUUAUUUAUCGUAUGUCCACGAUGAUGAAGAGGCCUGUCCGUUCAUAGAUGGAUGAAUAAUAGAUCAUUACACUCAACAUCCAUUCCACUAAGAUACUGCAUGAAAAUACAAAAGAAAGGGCACAAUAAAAUAUUGAUAAUUGUCAACAGCUAGGAAAAUAAAUCAGUUUUCUGCUGGAAUCAGCAUCUCUGACAGAAAGUAGUAAUUAUAAUAAAAAUCCCUGGCGUUUAUUUCCUUUUAUUAAACCUCUCUAUCAUUAAAAUGCUCUCUGGGUUUAUAAUGGCUGUAAAAUAGCCGCCCACUGCUCCUAGUUCUAGGAUGGGUUAAAUGAGGUCACAUUUCACUGUGUGUGCUGUGCUCUGCA
This is a messenger RNA of Trematomus bernacchii (emerald rockcod), 5882 nucleotides long. RefSeq lists its product as uncharacterized. The coding region runs from base 11 to 4753 and encodes 1580 amino acids. The record is from RefSeq and is a predicted model, not a curated record. Gene Ontology annotation, biological process: binding of sperm to zona pellucida; prevention of polyspermy. Gene Ontology annotation, cellular component: egg coat. Gene Ontology annotation, molecular function: acrosin binding; structural constituent of egg coat. The transcript has 12 exons. NCBI's taxonomy places the organism in Eukaryota, Metazoa, Chordata, Actinopteri, Perciformes, Nototheniidae.